AUGCUUGUCCUGAUCGCCGGUAUUACGGGAAAGCUGGGAACCCACCUGGCUCGCGCAGCUUUGCAACGCAAUGAUUUCCAAGUGCGAGGUCUAGGACGCAACCCCGAGAAUCUAGAUCCGACAAUCGCAGCGCAACUGGAAUCCUUUGUGACAUGCAGAUCCUACGAUGACAUCCCCGCCCUGGACAAGGCAGCCGCAUCCGUCGAUGCGGUAGUGUGUGCCUACAAGCCGGAUCCAGUGCUCGACCUUGAAGGGCAUUUGCUGCUACUACGCGCCGCUGAGCGGGCUGGGGUCAAGAUCUUCCAUGCAUCUUCAUGGAAUGCCGACUGGCGGCUAUUCGAAUGGGGGGAGUUUGAGCACUAUGAUACGCACAUUGCGUUCCAGCGCCAUGUUGAGUUGACAUCUCCCAUCAAGCCUGUGUAUGUCUUCACUGGAAUUUUCGGGGAGUACCUUUUUAGCCCUGCGGGCCCUGGAAUGUUCUCAAAGGAUGAAUUUGGGGCUGCCAGCGUGCAGGUCUGGGAUCAGGGAGAUGCAAAGUGGUCUUGGACUUCUAUGAAGGAGGCAGCGGAAUUCAGUAUCAGCCUCUUGACCAGGAAGGAUGUCCAAGAGGGAUCUGGGGGCUAUUUUGCUGUGAAAUCAGGAGACUGCAGCCCCCGGGAUAUUGCCAAAGCAUACGAAACCGUCACAGGCGCCAGUGUGGAUGUGAAAUAUGCUGGGGCUGUGGACAGCGUGGGUCAGCAGCUUCAGCAGGCGCGUCAAGAGCAUGGUCCCAGCCAGUACAAGCAAUAUCUCGCACUGAUAUCACAGUGGUUUGGAUACACGGGGAAGCUUUAUCUGCAGAGUGCCGAAACCGUCAUUAAUGGCAGACCAACCACGAGUCUGGAGGAUUUCCUUAGCGCCAAUCCGGACCUUACAAACUGGCGAUUUGAAUAG
This is a messenger RNA of Aspergillus versicolor CBS 583.65, 933 nucleotides long. RefSeq lists its product as uncharacterized. Lineage: Eukaryota; Fungi; Ascomycota; Eurotiomycetes; Eurotiales; Aspergillaceae. The coding region runs from base 1 to 933 and encodes 310 amino acids. The record is from RefSeq and is a predicted model, not a curated record. The transcript has a single exon.